AGUUAGAGCUGAAAGAGAGAAGUAAAUCAGUCUUUCCGAAGCUUAGCCAUCUACCUGCACUCCACGAGCGAUUCAACUCCAUUCACACAUCGAGAUAGUGAAUUUCAGUGCAGGACUGCGACCUUGGCCCAGUGCCUGGGUGGCUCUUCCUCCUCUCACCUUCCACUGACCAUCUACUGGUACCUGUCAUGGGGAACCUCCUGAAAGUUUUGACUUGUACAGAUCUUGAUGAGGAGCCCAACUUUUUUCUUGAUUUUGAAAAUGCACAGCCCACAGACGCAGAGCGGGCAACCUGGGAGCAAGUGGAUGUGGUGCUGAAGGAUGCUCGAGCAAUACUCGAUGAACUUCAGGCUUAUAAAGGAGCAGGGACAGAAAUCAGAGAGGCGAUCCAGAACCCCAAUGAUGAGGCGUUGCAGGACCAGGCUUGGGCUGCAGUGGUUCCGCUUGUGGGCAAACUCAAAAAGUUCUAUGAGUUUUCUCAGAGAUUAGAAGCAGCACUGCACAGCCUGUUGAGAGCUCUGACCAACGAGACUUACAGUGACGCCACGCAGCACCUGGAGCGUGAACAGGCCCUCGCCAAACAGUUCGCCGAGAUCCUGCACUUCACACUGCGCUUUGAUGAGCUUAAGAUGACGAAUCCGGCCAUUCAGAAUGACUUCAGUUAUUACAGGAGGACUCUGAACCGCAUGAGGAUAAAUAACCAUCCAGCUGAAGGAGAAAACGAGGUCAACAACGAGCUGGCCAAUAGAAUAUCUCUGUUUUACGCUGAUGCCACACCCAUGCUGAAGACCCUGAGCGACAGCACAACCAAGUUUGUAUCCGAGAACAAGAAUUUACCCAUUGAGAACACAACAGAUGUGUUGAGCACUAUGGCAAGCGUGUGCAAAGUUAUGCUAGAGACGCCUGAGUAUCGUAGUCGUUUCAGCAGUGAAGCCACCGUGUCGUUCUGUCUACGCGUCAUGGUCGGGGUGAUCAUACUCUACGAUUACGUCCAUCCAGUUGGUGCUUUCGCCAAAUCCUCCAAAAUAGAUAUGAAAGGAUGCAUAAAAGUUCUUAAAGAACAACCACCGAACAGUGUGGAAGGCUUACUAAAUGCUCUCAGGUACACAACUAAGCAUCUGAAUGACGAAUCGACGGCUAAGAACAUUAAAAUCAUGCUGCAGUAAGAAUCAGCUCUGGGAUUCACACCACUGGCCUCGCAAGUGUUCAGGGAAUGCACUGCCUCCCGAAAAUACCACUGUACUUAAUGUUUUUCUUUAAAAAAAAAAAAAAAAAAAAAGCAACAAUCACAUGUCGGCAGGUCAAUUUUUGGAAACCAUAUACAGUACCAAUACUGUUUGGUGUUUCUUUCCAUGCCAGACAGGUCUUUCAAAACUUAAAUCUGAAUAGUAACUCAUGGCCAUGCUACUGAUGGCAGCUACAGUAUGACAUAAUGUAGAUUAUUUUUGUGAUUAUUAGUUGAAUUGAGCUUGUUUUUUCUGUAAAUGGGAGGGAAAGUGUCUAGACUUGAAGAUUAAAAAAGAUAUAUAUAUAUAUUAAAAGAGAAAUAUAUAUGUUAUUUUUGUUUGAAUUAAUAUUUAAUAUUAUGUCUGGGGCAUGACGUAAUGCUGUAUUUAGUAUUUAAAAAAGAAAACAACAACUAAAGCGUUUCAGGUUUGUCUUUACUGCUUGGUUGCGUGCAAGUUAAAAAAAAUUCUAUUAUAGGUAUUCAAUUACAGUAUGUUCUGCUUUUGAAAUGGUACAAGACAGAGAUUCUCAAUGGUAGUAAUGUUCAAGUUUUAUAUAUUUCUAUGGAUUUGAUUUGUUUUUAAUUCUUAGUUGUGAUUUAUUUUCUUCUAAAACGAAUUUUAACAUUUUGUUUAAUUUCAUUGCAAUUUCAUUGCAGUUUGGAUGUAUGA
Messenger RNA from Trichomycterus rosablanca, 1898 nucleotides. RefSeq names its product family with sequence similarity 49 member Bb (gene cyribb). Lineage: Eukaryota; Metazoa; Chordata; Actinopteri; Siluriformes; Trichomycteridae. The record is from RefSeq and is a predicted model, not a curated record. The transcript is spliced from 12 exons. The coding region runs from base 189 to 1166 and encodes 325 amino acids. Gene Ontology annotation, biological process: regulation of actin filament polymerization; positive regulation of T cell activation. Gene Ontology annotation, molecular function: small GTPase binding.